AUGGCUCUUCUCCGAGCGUUUUCUUUCCUCUCCCUCUUGGCUGCGUCGACCGCCACCGGUCCCUUCGAAGCUCCAGCCACGUCUUUGGGGACCCCCGGUAAGGAUGCCAGCUAUGACUACGUCGUUGUUGGUGGCGGCACGGCUGGGUUGACCAUCGCCGGGCGCCUGGCGCAGGAAGGAGGCUUCACGGUGGCUGUCGUUGAGGCCGGAGGCUUCUACCAACUCAAUGGCAAUCUCAGCGUCAUCCCGGCCUUUGAUAUCUGGUACGCGGGUGCUAGCCCGGACGAUACCAACCCCAACAUCGACUGGGGAUUUGUGACGUCUCCUCAAGCGGGUAUGAAUAACCGCGAAAUCCACUAUGCGCGAGGAAAGUGUCUGAGUGGAAGCUCUGCUCGGAACUACAUGACCUACCAUUGCGGUACCACCGACUCCUACUCCAAGUGGGCAACCGAGGUGGACGACUCGUCCUACGAGCUGAGCAACUUCUGGCCGUAUUUCCAGAAGACGGUGAACUUCACUCAGCCAGACAAUGAGCGACGGGCGGCCAAUGCCUCGAUUCCCGAGACAGACCGCUUCGCCAGCGGCUCCCCCCUACAGGUUUCGCACCCCGUCUACGCGAACCCCUUCUCUUCCUGGGUAAAGAAAGCUCUGCAGUAUAUGGGCUUCAAGGAGGCGAAGGACUUUGUCAGUGGCGAGCUUUCCGGGGUCCAAUACAACAUGGUCACUGUCGACCCGAGGUGGUCGACGCGUAGUUCGGCUGAGGAGUUUGUUCGCAGCAUCGGUGUCGCGGAUAACUUCAAGAUUUACAACGGCACUCUGGCGCAGAAGUUGGUGUUCAAGGGCACCACGGCAACCGGCGUCAAGGUUACCACAUCCGGAAAAGACUAUACCCUCUCGGCCAAGAAGGAGGUCAUCGUCUCUGCUGGCGCGUUCCAAUCGCCGCAGCUCCUGAUGGUCUCCGGUGUUGGGCCGGCUGACAUCCUGGAAGAGUUUGACAUCCCUGUCAUCUCCGAGCUCGCUGGUGUCGGUCAAAACAUGUGGGAUCAUCUUCUCUUCGGUCUCUCCUACCAGGUCACGACUCCCUCGCAUUCCGCCGUCGGAAACGCUGAGUACCUGGCCCAGGCCACUGAGGAAUACCUCGCCGAUGGCAGCGGCAUGCUAGGAAACCCCGGCGGUGAUAUCGUCGCUUGGGAAAAAUUGGCCGGGAAGCAGCUGAAGCGGCUGAGCGCGGACACGCAAUGCCGGCUGGGCGACUCAUUCCCCUCGGACUGGCCCGAGGUGGAAUACAUCACUCUGGAUGCCUAUAUGGGAAACAACCAGAACUACAUCACUGGAGCUCCCCAGACUCCCUACAUGUAUGUCAGCCCGGCGGCCUCGCUUGUCUCGCCCUUCAGCCGCGGCAACUUGACCAUCGCCUCCGCCAGCAUGGAGGAUGACCCGAUCAUCAACCCCAACUGGCUCACCGACACAGCCGAUCAGGAGCUGGCCAUUCUAGCCGUCAAGCGUAUCCGCGAGAUGGUCGACACUGACAUCAUGAAGAACGUCAUUGUUGGCACCGAGGUCUAUCCCGGCCGCGACAAGGUGUCAACGGACGCCGAAAUCCUGAACUUCGUGCGUGACAACGGAAUCCAGAUCUUCCACGCUGCCGCUACUUGCAAAAUGGGUACCUCCAAAGAUCCCCUCGCAGUUGUUGACUCGCAGGGUCGUGUCUUCGGCACCUCGCAACUUCGCGUCGUCGACGCUUCGGCCUUCCCCUUCCUUCCCCCUGGACAUCCUCAGGCCACUGUCUACGCUCUCGCCGAGAAGAUUGCGGCUGACAUUAUCGGAAAAUAA
Molecule: messenger RNA, 1833 nt
Organism: Aspergillus steynii IBT 23096
Lineage: Eukaryota; Fungi; Ascomycota; Eurotiomycetes; Eurotiales; Aspergillaceae
Product: GMC family oxidoreductase
Exons: 6
Coding region: 1-1833 (610 amino acids)
Biological process (GO): secondary metabolite biosynthetic process
Molecular function (GO): flavin adenine dinucleotide binding; oxidoreductase activity, acting on CH-OH group of donors
Source: RefSeq, a predicted model, not a curated record